Messenger RNA from Galleria mellonella (greater wax moth), 4205 nucleotides. RefSeq lists its product as uncharacterized. The transcript has 8 exons. Lineage: Eukaryota; Metazoa; Arthropoda; Insecta; Lepidoptera; Pyralidae. The record is from RefSeq and is a predicted model, not a curated record. The coding region runs from base 211 to 1242 and encodes 343 amino acids.
ACUAAGGAUAGCGCCUGUGUCAAAUUAAAAUCAAAUAAAUUUUGUCAAAAUAGCAAUUUUUCAAUUUUUUUUUAUGCAACUCAUUUUUAUAAAUACUGUAAUUAUAAAUUCAGUAUAUUUUCUGUUAUUGUUAUAUAUCUUAAUUUAAAAAUUACAUGCCUAUUUAUGAUUACUUACGAUAUAUAGGUUACGGAUUAUUUUUUGUUAACAAUGGAAGCUGAUUCUACGACAUACGAAAAUAACUCAAAGACUGCACAAGAUGAUGAUUCCUUCCCGUUUUCAGUAUGCCCAGGAAAUUUCAAACUUUAUAAAGAGUUCACAUGUAAUAAUGGAGAGAAACAUUUAGAAAGUCAAAUAGUAGAGAGAUUGCAAAAUUUUGGUCUCCUUCCAAGAACUGUUCAGUGUCCUGCGGCUUUACCAGAGUGCAAAGUUGUAUGUAAAACAGCCAGAGUUAUAGACAAGGUCCAGUGGGUAUGUCAGGGUUGUGGAAAGAAGCAACCAAUCCGAAUGGGUUCCUUCUUCUUGAAACUCCAGUGUUCAAUAUUACAGACAUUACAGAUGGUUCUGGCAUGGUGUGAGGAUGCAGAUUGCGAUGUUGCUGCUGAAUAUUUUAAAGUAAAGCCAAAAAUAGCAAACCAUAUCUAUGACAGAUUAGAAGAGUUGGCUGUAUUAGAACAGAGCAAAUACAUCCUCGGUGGAGAGAAUGCCGUGGUGUUGGCUGAGAUGUAUCCGGAUUGUUUAAAUCGAUUGUCACCAGACACUACGGAUCAACCGCACGUACAUCGCAUAUUAAUGCUUGCCGAUACUAAUCAUAUUCCUACUCACUACCAACUACAUGUCAUAAAAGAAGAUUUAAAGAAGAAUUCAGUCAGCUCCUUAGACAACCAGUCACUGACAGCUGAAAUAGAAGCGGUAGUGUCGCGCGUGACAUCGCCGCAGUCGCUGCUAGUGAGCGGUAGCAGCGUACCGCAACUCGCCGGCGCCUGCUCCGUGCAACAGUUGUUGCAGCACUGCGACCCAGAUAUGCAACAUUUCUUAAGCACACGAAUUUGGCGGCAAGCAGUCUCCCUGUGUGCCGCGUCCCGUGAUUUUUGUUCGGAGGCAGCCAGCAGCGGGAGCACAGGCGCAUGCGCCACUUUUGUCCAACGUUACCUUCACGCCGCCCUCUACAGGUUGAAACAUGAUGAUGGUUUCUAUCAUCAUUUGUUGACAGUCAUUGCAAAUCAGUAUACAGAUAAAUAAUCUGUAUAAAUAUGCUGAAAGGAGUUUUUGUGGAUAAAACUAAAUACAGUUCGAAAAAAGGGCAAUCAGCAUUACAUGUCUAUGCAUGAUUGAUUCAAUAACAAGUGUUGCAUAUUUACUUAUAAAUGACCAUGCUGACAAAUUUAGUUUUAAAUAAAUUAACAAAUUGAAGAUUAUGUCCUGUAAGGAUGAAUUUCUCUUAUACUUUCUAUCUAUUCUAGCACCAACAGUAUUAAAAGAAAGCAAUGAUAUUAAGUUAUCAUUAUAUAGAAAUUGUAAUGUACAAAUGUUUCAAAAUAACUUAGUAUUAAAGUGUGUUAUUUCUUACUAUUGGAAUUUACAGAGAUAUUAUUCUAUUUGAUGUACUUUUAAGAACUUUUAGAAGAUAGAAGAAUUAUAUAGUGCCUUAUUUGAUAUUACGUCUUCCGAAGUGCCUCAAAGAAUUUUAUUUUGUGUUAAUAAAAAUAAUGUUUUUAUUUUGGUUGUUAACUUUUUUUUUAUUGGUUGAUAAAAUGAAGAACGUGUUCUCAAUUAUUUAGCACAGAGUUAUUUGAAAUCGUUAACGUUUUAAUAACAUUGAUAAAUGCAUUUAGCACAAAUUUGUCUUCCUACGAAGCAUCUUUCGAUUAUACAGUAUGUUAAUUAACGAAACCCAUUUCUUAAAACUAGUGUUAUUUUAAUUCUUGAAAAAAAAGCCACAGACAGCCCUCUAUGUCGAGGCUGUUUUGACGCCGAAGAAACGGCUGUUCACGUAAGCCUGGAAUAUGAAGCUAUGGUCCCUCAACGUUUAGAAAUCCCCGGAACGGCCGCUCCGUGAGGCCUGUGAAGAUCCCAGGAAGCUUCUGUGCUUCUGGGCGGAGUUGGAUUGACUGUAAUAGUCAUGACUCAUACGCACAAUGGACCAAAUUAGAGGCUAAGCGCGGAAAAUGGAGUCUAAUUUACAUUUCUUGAAAAAAAAACGAAAUCACCUCUACCUACAUUAACGUUACAAGUUCAAGGUAUAUAUGUAGUUAUUAUAUUAUGUAGUUAUUGAUACAGAUACUGUUUUUUUUUAUAAUUUUAAAUUACAUUUUUAAUUAUAAGGAUUUUAUUUCUAGGAAUUAGAGAUUCUAAGAAUAAAUAUUUUUCUAAGAUCCUAUUAAUGAAUAAUAAACACUCGUAAGAGGGCGGAUGUCGUAAGAGGCGACUAAGGGAGGGCAAGGGAUGGGCAGUAACGUCCCUCUUUAAACAUCUCUAAAAGCCUAACUGCGGUUGCCAACCCGCCUGUCAAGCGUGCUAACUACUGGCAAGACACCCCUAAUGGGGAAGACUUAUGUCCAGCAGUGGACAGUUAACGGCUGAAAUAAUAAUAAUAAACACCAGUUUUAAUGAAUGGGUUUCGUUAAUUAAUAUAUAGAUUAAUAAAAUAUUUUGUGUGUAUGUCAGUCUAUUACUACUAACAAUGUCGGAUCUGUACCUAAUUCAGUUGCAUUACACAUUUGAAUUUUUAAAGAAAGACAGAUGAAGUUUAUUUUUUUUCUAUUUGCAACUGUUGUAACAUCCUAAUUUUCACAUCGAUAUAAAAUGAAUAAAUCAUAUUUGUUGCUGUGCUAGCAACUUAGUGUGAUUUCUCUGACGUUUAUUUUUAUAUAGAUAUAAGUAUUUUAUUGAUAUUAAACCUGCUUUAUACUAUUAAGUUACUUGCAUAUGAGUGUUUGAGUUGUAGCGUGUAAACGGUAACUUUCACAUAAUAAGUAGCUGCUACUAGCUUCAUAAUGAUUUUAUAUGCGAUCCUCUCGCACACAAUUGUUAUUAAAAUACUUUGAGUAUUUUAGUAUCUAAUAUAAACUAGGUCUUAAGUAAGUAAAAUUUGAAAAUAUUAUUUUGUAAAGCGUUUAUAUAAUUAACUGAUAAUAAGUUAGUUAUUUGAUAUAUUUUCAUGUUGUCAUAAAAGGUUUGUCCAUUUUUUUUUUAACUGUUGUCGUUACUAAGUAGCAUCUAUGGUCUGUUUUUUAUUUUAUUUUGUAGUACACUGUGCACAAUUUUGUUAUAACUGUAGAACUGGUUUUAAAACAAUGAUUAUUUUGUUUAUGGUUCUUUUACAGUGAUGAUAUUGAAGAAUAUAAUUACCUGUUAAAUCAAAAGUCAAUAAUUUAGUAUUGACUUUUAAGUCGAUAUAACAUCAAUUCUAUUGGCGCCUUCUUAAUUAUCAUAAUCACAUAACAUCAAUUGUUUAGCUUUUUUUUUACGGUGCAAUAUCGUAUGAUUGCCACAUUGCUGUUUUAUUAGAUAUUUCAUAGUACCUGUUUGCGUAUAGAACAUUUUUUUAGCCUCUCGAAAAGAAGGUGGAUAUUUAUCUUGGUGGUGUUUAUCUUUGCUAAUUUUGAAUCAAUUUUGAUUAUUUCUUUUUACCCAAAAGUUUAAUUUCACGUUGUUUUGGAACAAGCCACACGCAUGCAGUAAAUAAAUGUAUACUAUAACCACAGUGCAAUGAACAACCAGUGCUACCAUUUUAUACACAUCUCAUCUGAGUCAAAAAGGUUUAUUUUGAACAAAACACGACUGGAUUUGUAUCUUACAAUGCAAUUUAUAUUUUAUUUCUAAAUACCUAAUGUAAUUAAAAAGAUUAAAUAUAAUCACAUUUCAAUUAUAUAGUAUAUUUUAAAAUCUUAACAAAUUAUAUUAAUAGUACGUAGUGAGACGCCAGAGUAGUCCAAAGCUUUUAGAAUUGUCAGAACGAUUCAAUAGUUGACAAUUUGUGACUUAAUGUUGUGUCAGUUGGACUACUGGUAAAAAAUAUUCUAUAAACUGUGAUAAAACUCGGCCAAUAGCUAUUUGUCAUCAUAUUAUUAUAAAAUACAUUUGUAAACUGAAUUUCCGAUAUUUUGUUUUCUAUAUCUAUUUUAAUAAAGACCUGUAAUUUUUGCAUAUAUUUAAAAUUAAUAUUGUUUCAAAAUGACAAUAAAUAAAAAUAUAUUAUAUGA